This is a messenger RNA of Emiliania huxleyi CCMP1516, 1157 nucleotides long. RefSeq lists its product as hypothetical. The coding region runs from base 1 to 951 and encodes 316 amino acids. The transcript is spliced from 3 exons. The record is from RefSeq and is a predicted model, not a curated record. NCBI's taxonomy places the organism in Eukaryota, Haptophyta, Isochrysidales, Noelaerhabdaceae.
AUGAGCGCCACCGCUGCGACGAAGGCCGCUCCGGCCAAGGCCAAGCCUAGCAUGAAGUACGUGCAGCUCAAGCGCGAGAAGAACAACUUCGUCCCGCCCAAGCCCUCGCAGAUCGACCGGGACGAGUCGGCCAGGUCUCGCGACUUUUGGGGCGUCCCGAUGCCAGACAUCCAGGGCGCGGUCGGCGGCUGGAUCGACGCCGCAGGCCAGGCGGCCAACGAGCACGUCCGCCCGCAGCUCGAGAAGUACGUCAACGACAUCAUCUACCAGGCAAACGAGCGAGGCAUGCUCACCAAGGUGGUGAAUGACGCGCUGCGAGCCCGAGCGAACGAGGACUCGCCAAUUAUCAUUCCGAUCACGCUGGGGCGGCUCAAGCUGGGCUUCCACUGGCCCGGCGCUAAGGCGGAUGGCGUGGAGGAGGACGUGGUGGGGGAAAUCCACUCGCUCGAGGCGCCCGCCGUAGCCAAAGGUUGGGAGGAGGAGCCUGUGAAGAACGUGAACCUCAACCCAAACUCGCUCGCCGCGAUGGCGACCAAUCAGGGGCCGCUGCGGCUCUCUCUCGAGAUGCCAAGGAUGGAGUUCUCGACGGCGGAGCAGCUGCGGAUGCGGGUGAUGUACGGGCUCUGCUGCGGGCCGCAGUGCUUCCCGGCCGCCUCGGCCGGCCUCUUCACCACCAAGCUCGAGGACAUCAAGGUAGAGUGCGAGUGGCGGCCGUUUGGCGGCGACGGCGAGGCGCCCAACGACCUCAACCUCAAGUUCACCCAGAUGCACGUGCAGGGCGUUGAAAACCAGUUCCGCGUCCUCGGCUGCAUCACGCCUGCCUGCAUGGGCUGCUUCUUCCCUGUCCAGCUCUCGGCACAGUCGCUGCUCGGCUUCGGCAAGGGCGACACUUUCUCCAUCCCAAACCCGAUCGAGUGGGCGCCGGAGAGCUUCCCGCUGCCCAAGCUCUGAAAUUGGAAAUUCAACCUGAGACGCAUGUUGUGUGCGAUUAUGGAGAAACCCGCCCCGCGGCUGCGAGAGACGCUCAAGACUCAAGUCCUGUCCCCUCGUCAAGCAGCGGAGCACGGUUGCGCGUCCGGUUUUGUGCCAGUGUUUAUUUCUGUACCGCCACGCCUGUGUUUACGUAUUAUUCUAACACCUAACGCGCCGGGUACACC